CUGAUAUUUUAUUUACUCCCGAAACCCAAGAUGGCUCCUGUGAAUGUCUCGGUCCCAUAGCAAAUUGAGGAUGCAAGUAGCUGCCGAAAAAACAACUUUUCCCCGACCGUCGUGUCCCCUGGAGUUCAAUUCGUAUGGUUCGGAGGAGGCCCUUACAUCCGUCUAGGCACUGAGCAGCCGUUGGGGCUUCGCGAAACCUUCUUCAACCCACCAAUUUGGAGUAGUUUCGCGAAGUAGCUCUUCUCCUCGCUGUCGCUGUCUGUCCGGAGCGAGGUUCAGGCAGGCAGCUCAUCCAAAUGGCCGAACCGAGAAAAGUGCAAUUUGUCACCCUCUCGGCCUUCGCAGCUGGAGCAGCCGCGGAGUCUAGGAAACGCCGGUUGGAGGAUGAGGCCGACUUCAACUUCGGGAGAGCCGGGGAGGUCGAAGCGGCAGCGACCGGGGCAGGAGGUGCUGCCAGUAACGACCGUGUCGGUAAAACCGGCGACAGGGACAAGGCUGGAGCCGAGAAGAAGGCGACGGUGCGGCUGAACCUGUCCCUGUCCGAGCCUGACGACCGCUCCUCCGCGGAGUUUAAUUACGGCGAACUCAUUCAAAACCUCCAGACUAAGAACAAUCCUCCAGGUCUGACUUCAGCCCCCGAUCCCAGUGACCCCUUCAAUGAUGACGAGAGAGAGCGGCUUCAGGUUGAGGCUCUGGCAAAAAAGUUUGAAAAUAAAUAUGGUAACACAGGGAAAAAGAAAAGAAAGGACCGAAUGCAAGAUUUAAUUGAUAUCGGGUUUGGUUAUGAUGAGACAGACCCAUUUAUUGACAACUCAGAAGCUUAUGAUGAGCUGGUGCCUGCCUCUCUGACCACAAAGCUGGGGGGAUUUUACAUCAACACGGGCACGCUGCAGUUCAGAGCGACCUCAGACUCUGAGGGAGAGGAGGACAAGAAGCCAAAAGAUGACAGGGAGCAGGUGAUUAAGAGGAGGAAAAAGAAAGAAGUUACCAAUCUGGAAGAGAAGAACCCAAGGAAGAACAAAGUACCUAAACAAGGAGUGACUGCUCUAAACCUCCAUCGACCAGAGAAGAAGAAGAGGAAGAAGUUGAUGAAGGACUCGCUGUAUCUGGCAGCCAUGCUCCGUCGCUUCACCCGGGAGAAGGAGGAGAUGAGGAAGAGGAACCCGAAUAUGUCUCACCCGAGUCUGGCAGGAGGUCUGGCUAACAAGUCUCACUCCACCAACUCCACAAACCACCUGUUGGCCUCAAACUCCACGCACCCACAAGGCAACACAACCAGCAACGACCUCUCACUGGCAGACCUCACCUCCGACCCAGCUGUGAUGUCACUGCUGGGCUCGGCCAACGAGAAGGAGCUUCAGGAUCUCCUUGGCGACCUGGACUUUAGCUUGUUGGACACCGACCAGCAGCAUGCUGUGGCGACAGCCAGGGAGAACGGCAUUCUGGGAGUUGGAGUUCCAGCACAUAAAGCAGGAGGAGGUGGUGGUCAGGGGCGUGGCCUAGGCUCCAGUGGAUUGUUUUCUCCCCCUCCGCUGCCUGAUGGACUGCCUGCUCCUCUUAUCAAACGGAUCGAGGACCUGCGGGCGGCCUCGCGGCAGUUUGAUCAAGAGGGCAGGAAGAAAUUUUUCACCCUGGACAUGAAUAACAUUCUCCUGGAUAUUGAGCUGCAGGUCCAGGAGCAGCCCCAUGAGGUGCGGUCAGACAUCUAUUCGCACAUGGAGGCGUUUGUGCCGUGCAACAAAGAAGCCCUCCUCAAACGCCUAAAGAAACUCAGCCUCAACAUCCAGGACGACCGUUUGCGCACACCCUUGUUGAAGCUAAAGUUGGCGGUGUGCAGUGUGAUGCCAGAGCAGAUUGCCAGAUACAACAUGGACUGCAUGGCUAAAGUUGCAAAGCAGCAGUCAGAGGAAGGCGAUAAGAACGGUUCGGAGGAAGAGGAUGAGGAAAAACCUGGGAAAAGGGUGAUGGGCCCGCGGAAGAAGUUUGUCUGGGAUGACAAGCUCAGGAACCUGCUGUGCAGUUUGGUGCGAGUGAAGCUGAGCUGCUAUGAGAUGGAGAACCAGUGCUCUCUGUCAGUGGAGGACUACCUCAAGGCCUUCUUAGAGAACGAGGUCAAACCACUGUGGCCCAAGGGCUGGAUGCAGGCCAGGAUUCUGUUCAAGGAGAGUCUUGCUGUUCACAGUCACCUCACUGGAAACUCACUAGUCAAGAGGAGAAUGGUGCCAGGCCCCAAGGCCAGAGCCAAGGAGGCUGGGUGGGUCCAGAAACCUCCUGUCACCAUGACCUCCACCUCGGCUCUGACCACCAGCCGUCAGGCCCACUCCUCCUCCUCGCCUUCUGAGCCCAUCUGUCUGUCGGACUCUCUGGACGAGGAUCUGACUGCUCCCUCUCUGGACUCUAUCUCCCAUGCCUUGGCUCUCCUCAGCAAUGCAACCAAGGGCCUGGGACCCUCAGAUAGCCCCUUGUCGCCCCCACCCCUGCAAAUCCCUACCUCCUCUCCUCCACCCGUCACCCCUCACUACCCCUCAGCCUCACAGCUCUCCGCAUCGGUCACAUCCACAACGCAGCAACAUUCCCUGUCGAAGGUGGAGGCUGCUUCUCUGGCAGUUACGCCCGCUGGGAAGUUGCCAACCACGGCGCUUCAGAGCUCCUCUUCUACCUCCUCUUCCUCGUCUCCUGCGGUCUCCUCAGUGACUCGUGUGCCGGCGGCGGGUCUGUCGCUGGCCUCCAGGACUGCAGAUGGUCCCUUUGGCCUGAUAAAAGGAUCUGCCUCUGUGGGCCUAACUCAGAAUCAGAGACACGUUGCCAUGGCAUCCCCUAAUCACAGGCCGAGCUCAGUGAUGGGUGGAGGUGGUAAACUCCACCCACACCCGUCCCCAUCACCUCCAAAGCAGCGACCUCCUCCCACGGCAUCCCCUCUGCUGCCCCCCCACCAGAAGGGGUUUGUCAGCCCAGUGGGGGUCUUAACACCUAUGGGGGCCCAUCAAGGAUUGACUAAGGCUAGCGCCAAAGCUGGGGGUAUUAGCAGCAAUGGCAACGUCACGCCUUCCUCCUCCCCCUCUCCUCAGUCCCGCUCAAACUCUACCUCCCAUCCUGGUCUCCAGUCCUUCUGCCCCCCAUCCCCUGUUGCAUCCUCGCCCUCCCCCACAGCCCACACCUCCCACUCCUCCUCUCAAGGUAAAGCCCACUCCCAUCACCACCACCAGCCCAACUUCAUCACACCCAUGCAGGCCACGCUCACCAAGUCGUCACACAGCAGUAACUCCUCACCCAUCAUCAAACUCACCCCUCGGCCCCCGGCGCCCACACCACCACCCUCUUCCUCCCCCUCCCCAUCGUCCUCCCCCUCACACCCACUCCCCCAUCAGAUGAUCCCUAGUCCGCAGCAACAACACCAGUACUCCCCCAAAACCACCAAAACGUUCCGGCCCCCCUUCAGUGUCUCGGGUGGGGGGCAGGUGAAGCAGAGCUCAGGCAGCUGCAGCUUCACUGGAGGACAGAAAACUACAACCACAAGCACGAGUAGCAUCAACAACAACAAUAACAAAGCAGCAGUGGUGUCAGCUGUCAUCAGCCACCCAGACAAAACUCCACCGCCCGCUGCACCCCCUGUGUCUGUCAGUCAUGGACAGAGGCAGAAGGUCGUGGGCGGAGCCAACCAGGGGUCAAAGGCAGGUAAUGGUUGGGUCUCUUCAGGAACUUUGUCCACGUCCUCCACAACUUCACACCUCUCACAGGUAUCAACAACCGGCACUCCUCUCCUGGGAAACCCCUCCACUCUACCGCUGGGCUUCGGCAUGCUGGGAGGCCUGGUGCCCGUCUCGCUGCCCUUCCAGUUCCCCCCGUUGCUCAAUUUCAGCCCUUCUGGAGCCCCAGGGGCCGCUGGUAUGGGGUCGGCCCCCAGCUCCAACUCAGGAUACUCACUAGCACAGAACGACCUAAUGGAUCUGUAUAAGAGUCUCCAGUCAGGGUCGCAGGCUGCCCUACCUCCUCACUUGCAGCUUGCUUUCUCAGAUUCGAACCAAAGCCAGGGUGGAGACAUGAAGAGGAAAUCCCACUGACCAAUAACAACAUGCCCCUCCCCCUCCUGGACUCAUCCACCAAUAGGAAUCUUCUCAUAGACUGACUGACAGGAUGUGGGGCAGGGCUCCACCGCCUCUUUUUAACGGACCUAAAAGGCUACAAGUGGCAAUGAUGAACUGAACUGUAUUUUCUAAUGAACCGGGUAUGAGAACAAGACGGAGUGAAUGACGAGAACACUUAAUUUUGUUCGGCUUCUUUUUAUUUUGUCAACAUGUUUACAUAUGACCGACCUUUAUCACUGUGGAAUGAGUGUGAGCGAGGUGGUGGUACAGAUGAAAGUAGUAAUAAAACACUACGUUAAUAUAAUUUGUAUUUAAGCUUAUGUGGAAUAACAGGACUCUCGUUCUUGCAGUACAAAAAGAAAAAAAAAAAAAAAAGAGAAGAAAAACAGACCGAGUAAUGAAUUUUUAUUUUUCUGUCUUUUUGUCUGCGAUGUGGGAAUCGUCGUGUCCGUAGAGUUUUAUUGUUGGUCACCUCUGCUCCCACAAAUGACUGUUAAGUAGUAGCUUAAAUUAAUAUUGAUAAAUUAUUUGUAAUGUACACAGGGACAAAAACAUGUAAUAGUGUGUCUGAGAGAGCGUUGAAUCGAAUGCGUGUAUGUACAUAAAGGAAAAAAAAACAACACAAUAUACUGUUAAUUUCUUUCCAGAUGAUGGUGUAUGAAUGAAUACAUCCCCUCCGUUCGACGGCCCUCUCUUGCUCGGUGUGUUUUUGGUGCUGUUUAAUCACACUGGACCUUUUCUGGAAAAAAGACUUGAAAAAAAAAAACAUUGGAGGACGAGAGAAGCAAGAGAGAGGAAGACAGAAACAGGGGGGGUACAUGUCAAGAUUGUAGCCUACUUGAAUUGUUUUUGAGUUAAGAUUUUUAUUUUAUCUGCUUAUCCACUCAAAUCAACUUAAUAUAACUCAACGCCUUAGUUUGUAUCGAAGAAGUAUGAAAAAGAUCUAUGCAGGACUGUAAAGCGCUCAAUGCAAAAGUGCAAGUCGUUUGCUUGGCUUUCAACCUCUACUCGACUCUUUUUUUUUUUUUUUUAAUUUAGUUUUUUGUCUGUGUACUUUGGAGUUGUGAAUGUCUGUAGGUGUUAAUGGUCACUUGAGACUCCUCUAGUCAAAGAGAAAAACCUUCCCUCUGCUUAAUUACCUCUGUUCACAAAACCGUUCUUCCUCCUGAGUCUCUCGACGUCCCCCCCCACCCCAGCCAACCAACAACACCCCCCCCCCCCGAUUGAGUGUCUGACGGACCAGCUGCACCGAGAACGGCGCCAAAGAUUGAUCAGUAGGUCAUUUAGAUGGGGUCAGCUGGUCUCUGGGAGUGUGUGAGUGUGAGACAUUUUUCCCAAACGUGUGGUCAUUCAGGAUGUCAUUGUAAAGUCAUGUGACUGGAGCAGCGGGUGACAUCUUCUAAAUUGUACUUAGGGCUGGGGGAGGAUGGAAAUGACAUUUCGUGGUUAAAUGGUUACUUAAUUUGGUCUUUUGUAGAUUAUUUUUGUGUGUCAAUUAUGAAAUUAAACACAACAAGUGGUUUUCAU
This is a messenger RNA of Sphaeramia orbicularis (orbiculate cardinalfish), 5612 nucleotides long. It is a transcript of the gene ubn2a, whose product is annotated as ubinuclein 2a. The transcript has 17 exons. Gene Ontology annotation, biological process: chromatin organization. Lineage: Eukaryota; Metazoa; Chordata; Actinopteri; Kurtiformes; Apogonidae. Gene Ontology annotation, cellular component: nucleus. The record is from RefSeq and is a predicted model, not a curated record. The coding region runs from base 297 to 4061 and encodes 1254 amino acids.